Nematostella vectensis (starlet sea anemone) is the source of this 4677-nucleotide messenger RNA. RefSeq lists its product as uncharacterized. The transcript is spliced from 8 exons. NCBI's taxonomy places the organism in Eukaryota, Metazoa, Cnidaria, Anthozoa, Actiniaria, Edwardsiidae. The coding region runs from base 191 to 3607 and encodes 1138 amino acids. The record is from RefSeq and is a predicted model, not a curated record. Gene Ontology annotation, biological process: cell-matrix adhesion.
AAUCCUACUCAAAUUGAAUAAAAAAAAACUGUAGAUGUGUUCCCACUAGGCUAACCUCAGAACAAAGAAGUCACAAAUGUAUUUCAACGUCUCAUUCCAGAACUGGUUAAUUUUAACUGUAAACAGAAAAACCUCAGUGCAAAAUAGGUUAACACAACAGACAUCCAGUUGACUAAAAUCGCAUUGGAGUAUGGAAUUUGGCAUCUUGUAUCGGUUCAGAGUAUACACAACACUGAUUGUUGCAGGAUUUGUUUACAAAUCACUCGUGGAUGCAAGAUCCAUGCAAUUUUUCUACCCGUUUGGCUCGGAGCAUGGUGACUCUUUUGUGGAAAACCUAGACGACGGUUGCUCUGAGGAAAUCAUUCUGGUACCAAGGCUUCUAUUUCAUAGACGAGAGCAGUCUACAUUAUUUAUAAAUUCAAAUGGAGUUAUAUCUUUCGGGACGAGCUUACGUACAUACGACGGUACGGAUCUUCGCGAACAAGCAAACACCACAAUGAUUGCCCCUUACUGGGCAGAUGUGAACACCCGAAGUGGCGGGAAGGUCUGGUACCGAAUAAGUGCGAAUUCUGACAUUUGCUUCAAGGCGAGUAAGCACAUACGCCGAGGGUUCUACGGCUACCCUAACUUCAAGGCUCGGUGGGUUUUAACCGCCACGUGGUACAAGGUGGCGUAUUAUGGGCAGAGGUCGAGGUAUAAAGACAAAGGGAACACUUUCCAAGUUAUUCUAGCUACAGACGGUGAUCUAUCCUUUGUAAUGUUUCAUUACGAAACAUUAGAAUGGACCACAGGAAUGCUGAAUGGAGGGGAUCGGUAUGGUCUUGGUGGAGUUCCAGCACAGGCAGGUCUGUUAGAUGACGCCGUCUCCUACACGCUUCCCUUUUCAAGAACUGCCGAUGUUCUUAAGCUUGUCAGUUCCUCGAACGUCGGCUCCCCUGGCAGAUGGAUGUUCCACGUCAGUGGCGAUCUUAGGGACGCAGAUAACCAUAAAUGCUUGACAGAAGGACUGGUCCACUUUUUCCCUAGCUACGCUAGCCUUCGUGGCGGGCACCAGAUCACUCCAUGGGAAGCUUGUCUCUGGCCAGAGAUUGGAUUUCGGUGUCUCUUCAACAACUCAAACCAGGGCGUUGGAAUAUUCAAGGGAGCAGAGAGUCCCUACUGUACAACACCGCCAUUUUCGACGACAGGGCUGGUGACCGUCCGACUCAGUAUUGAUGCCGGGAAGACAUUUCCAUUUUAUGGGAAUCUUGAAGUCGUAUCAAGACGAGACUUCUUCAAAAGGAACUUCAAUGAUCGUAAUAAACCGAGACCAGGGAUUAUUCCUGGUAAGGGUGGUGAUAACAACAGCAACAAUCAACAAAAUGGCAACAACGGCGGUCAACAAGAUGGCAGCAACAAUGGCGGUCAACAAGGUGGCAACAAUAACAACAAUAGUGAUCAACAAGGAGGCAACAACAACAAUACUGGUCAACAAGGUGGCAACAACAACAAUGGCGGUCAACAAGGUGGCAACAAUAACAACAAUGGUGGUCAACAAGGAGGCAACAACAACAAUAAUGGUCAACAAGGUGGCAACAACAACAAUGGCGGUCAACAAGGUGGCAACAAUAACAACAAUGGUGGUCAACAAGAUGGCAACAACAACAAUAGCGGUCAACAAGGCGGCAACAACAACAAUGGCGGUCAACAAGGCGGCAACAACAACAAUGGCGGUCAACAAGGCGGAAACAACAACAACAAUGGUGGUCAACAAGGUAGCAACAAUACCAACAAUGGCGGUCAACAAGACGGCAACAACAACAAUGGCGGUCAACAAGGCGGAAACAACAACAAUGGCGGUCAACAAGGCGGCAGCAACAAAAAUGGCGGUCAACAGGGUGGCAAAAACAACAAUAAUGGCGGUCAACAAGGUGGCAACAACAACAAUGGUGGUCAACAAGGUGGCAACAACAAAAAUGGCGGUCAACAGGGUGGCAAAAACAACAAUAAUGGCGGUCAACAAGGUAGCAACAACAACAAUGGUGGUCAACAAGGUGGCAACAACAACAAUGGCGGUCAACAAGGUGGCAACAACAACAAUGGCGGUCAACAAGGUGGUAACAAUAACAACAGUGCUCAACAAGUUGGCAACAACAACAAUGGCGGUGAGCAAAUGGGCAACAAUAACAACAGUGCUCAACAAGGUGGCAACAAUAACAACAGUGCUCAACAAGGUGGCAACAGCAACAAAGGCGGUCAACAAGGGGGCAACAACAACAAUGGCGGUCAACAAGGCGGAAACAAUAACAACAAUGGUGGUCAACAAGGUGGCAACAGCAACAAAGGCGGUCAACCAGGUGGCAACAAUAACAAUAAUGGCGGUCAACAAGGUGGCAACAAUAACAACAAUGGUGGUCAACAAGGUGGCAACAACAACAACAACGGUGAGCAAGGUAGCAACAACAACAAUGGCGGUCAGCAAGGUAGCAACAACAACAAUGGCGGUCAACAAGGUGUCAACAACAAGAACAACAAUCAACAAGUUGGCAACAACAACAAUGGUGGUCAACAAGGUGGCAACAAUAACAACAAUGGUGUUCAACAAGGUGGCAACAAUAACAUAGGCAGUCAACAAGGUGGCAACAACAACAAUAAUGGCGGUCAACAGGGUGGUAACAACAAAAAUGGCGGUCAACAAGGUGGCAACAAUAACAACAAUGGUGGUCAACAAGGUGGCAACAUUAACAAUAAUGACGGUCAACAAGGUGGCAACAACAACAAUGGCGGUCAACAGGGUGGUAACAACAAAAAUGGCGGUCAACAAGGUGGCAACAAUAACAACAAUGGUGGUCAACAAGGUGGCAACAAUAACAAUAAUGGCGGUCAACAAGGUGGCAACAAUAACAAUAAUGGUGGUCAGCAAGGUAGCAACAACAGCAAUGGUGGUCAACAAGGUGGCAACAACAACAAUGGCGGUCAACAAGGUGGCAACAAUAUCAACAAUGGUGGUCAACAAGGUGGCAACAAUAACAAUAAUGGUGGUCAGCAAGGUAGCAACAACAGCAAUGGUGGUCAACAAGGUGGCAAUAUUAAAAAUGGUGGAAAAGGACAGGAUAACAGUAUAUCCAAACCUGGUGAAAACAAAAACAGAGGAACUGAAAACAAGGGUACAACAACUAAUAAAGACAAAAGUGAUGGGAAAGAUGAAAUGAAAGAUGGACCAUUAGAUCCGAAUGUUAAGGAGAUUGUUAAUGUGUACACCACGAACGCUACUAAAGUGCUUUGUCCUGAGUUUAAUUUGGAGCAUGGCACGCUUUAUGAGACAGAACAUGAGAAUAUCUACAGAGUAAAAUGCGACAACGGGUACCAUAAGUAUGGCGCUGAUGUUGUGGUAUGCACAAAGGAGGCGCUUCUAGAUGCCCCACUCCCCUCCUGUGUACAAGUGCCAGACACACCUCCGUUUACCCAACUCGCUCUGAUGGCUUGGAUAUUGAUUCCUGUUGGGAUCGUGCUUUUGACUAUACUAACGGCAAGUGCAUGUUACCUUUGGAAGUCUAAAAAAAAGAAAAAGUGCAAAGCCAAAUGGACGCAUACUAACGCCAUGAAAGCGAAAGAGGUGACCGUUUAGUAUCUAUACUCUGGGCGAAUGUACUGGAGAUUUGAUUUGCGGUUACAGUUAUAGUGUCACAGUGGGCUCAGCGGUGACCAGCGGUGACAUCUGGAGUGCGGUAAGCACAUGUCAGCGGUAUUAUCUGGAGUGCGGUAACCACGUGAUCAGUCAUAUUAAAGACUGACAAUUUUGCGAGAACAAUUGUUAGUAUUUUCUCUAGAAAGCACUUAUUGUUUCUGACUACGCCUUCAAGUAAGCCGAAAGAACUUAUCACGUUUACAUUUAAUUCAAAUAUGUCAGAUGUCGUAACGUAGAUUACAAGACCCCCAGUGCAGCCUUAUUUGAAAUACAAAUUCAUUUUGCUAGAUUGUUUUCCAAUCCCUCUGCAAACAGGGGCAAUUUUCAUAGACAGACUCGAAAUUGAAGUACGAGAUUCAUUUUAAGGGAAGAUUGGUUUGACCAGUGAAUGAUUAUAGUAUAAGUACAUUACAAAGGCUCCUCUAUCAACAUAACAACCUAACGAAAAAACAUGAAUAACAAAAUAACUAAUCUGAAUUAUGAAAUGUAUAGAUAAUCAUACGUAAAACAAUAUUAUAUAAAUACAAUCGAUAUGAAAAAGAGAUUUAAAUGGUCCCUCACAUUAUGGUUUUGUUCGAGUUUCUUGGUGCCAACAACUUUAAACAUUACAUUCUAUUUCUACGAUCAAAACAUCAACAAAACAUUGCUAUGGCAGACAUUUUAGAUCAAUCAUAGAUGUGAAAAGUAUUCUGGGAAGGGAGGGUUAUUCAGGAGAGUACGGCGUUGCAAUGUAUCAUGGUUAUUUUCGUCAGGAUAGUGAGAUCCCAAAUAAUUCCUGACGUUCUUACCGGGAUUCCUGUGCUCGUAGAUGAACGUGAGGGAACUUGGGGUCUGGUACAAACUCAUCCAUUCGGCAGGAGAUUUUCCGUCGACGCAGCAUUUCUUUCCCACCACAGGAAACCCGAUAUUAAAGCCAGGAACAAGGGAAAAGGGAUCGCAUACAAUGAUAUCGAAACCUUACAGUGCGACGCACGCUUCCGUGGCCACCUUGACAGUUUUGUGAAGUAAAC